Spirodela intermedia is the source of this 4323-nucleotide messenger RNA. The record is from the annotation of a GenBank genome assembly. Lineage: Eukaryota; Viridiplantae; Streptophyta; Magnoliopsida; Alismatales; Araceae.
AUGAACAGCACCCCCAGGCUUUCAGGACAACUGUGCGACGAUGGUUGGAUGGACCAAGGUGCGACGGUGGCCGUGAGCCGUUAUCUCGGGAUUAACAGAUGAGAUCCGUCGGGAGCCGCUCUCGUAGGUGCGGUAGGCCAGAAGGCAUCUUGCCGCAGGAGGGCAGCGGAGAAGAAGUGGAGAACGCUAGCGGCGUAGUUGACGGUUCAUAGAUUUCUGCAUCUUGGAUCUUAUUCAUUGAUUACUCUAGCUACAUGUCAACGGGCCGGGCCGGACUGGGCCUGCCCCGAAGGGAAGAGUGCUUCCAAGUCCCUGUUCGAUCAUCUGUCGCGCCGCAUGUGCGCUAGACUACGUCACUGCUGGCGCGCCGGGAUCGCCGCCCGUAGACGGCGGGCCCACCCCGAAGCGCUUUUGGGUCGGCCCGAAAGCCCGUUCUCGGGAAACCAUAAAUAAAUAAAUCAAGAUAAUGGAUGCAAGAUAUUAUAUUAUAGUUCGUCAUCGGAACGCGCAACCCCCAUUUGGGAUGGGUUUGUGUCACGCCGAUUCCGUUGCCGCAGGGAUGGCGGGCCCCACAUGUUACCUACAGAGGCGGCCCAGCCAAUCAGAGCGGCGGAGUAUUUAUCAAUCAUGGCAUUGCCUGAUGGGGAUGAGAAUCUACGACCCACCCCUCCCAUUGCGUCCGGGAAGCUGCUGCUUUCCUCUCUCUCUCUCUCUCUCUCUCUAUCUACCUCCUAUCUGCAUCUUUCAACAGCGACUUGGAGGAGCGAGCGCAGCUCCGUUAGAGCCACGUCAUGGGGGAAACCCAAUAAAAUCCCUCUAGUCUCCGUCUCCACUCCAUCCUCCUCCAUUGCGUCUCGGGGAGGAACGGCCGGAGAGCGAAAGAGAGAAAUUGGGGAAGAUCGAUGGCGAGGGCUGCGGGGGUACUGGCGGUGGCCGUAAAGUUCGCCUGUCUUCUCCUCGUCGUCGUCGUUGUCCAUGAAGUAGGGUUAUGCUGUGCCUCUUCUUGUCUGUUGUCUUUGCUGCUCUCCGUUCUCCAUGCGCCGUCGGUCUCUUUAUCCAUCAAUUCAUCUUACCUGCAGGAGGCCGCGGUUAAAGCCAUCCCUGGGAUUAGGAUCGGAGAGGAAGACGGCGACAGUUCUAUCCUCCAGGUAUUCACGUUGCAAUCACCUUGUCUAUUUGAUCUCUGAUAGAGUUCAUCGUUUGUCCGCCGAAUUUAGCUCUGUCAAUAAUCCUUUGCCAAUAAUAAUAAUAAUAAUAAUCAUCCAUGCUCCACCACGAGGUUUGGCUUCCCCCCUUUUUUUUUAAUCUCUCGUCUGGUUUGGCUUCUGAUUAGUUGGUCACGCGCUAGCCUGGUUAAUUUGCUUCGGCAUCUGAUGCAGGAAUCCAUUUUAUGGGAGGUCAACUCCAACCCCAACGCCGGCUGGCGGGCGGACAUGAACGCCGCCUUCUCUAAUUACACGGUGGGACACCUAUAGAUCGGCCAUAGCGGCAAUCAUCCAUUGUUCCUCUAAUGUUCAGCCCUUGACGAUCUAAGAUGUUACACUUUCUCAACAGUUUACACAAUUCAAGCGCCUCCUAGGUGUCAAGCCUCUGCCCAAGGACCGUCUUCUCGAUUUUCCUGUGAGGCGACACCCAGAAUCUCUGAAAGUGACGCUUCCCAAGGAGUUCGACGCGAGGAAUGUUUGGUCCCAUUGCAGUAGCAUCAGCAGGAUACUUGGUCUGUAACAAACCCCCUUCUGUGAUCUAUCAGCUCUCUCCAAUUCUUGUGUUGUUUGGAUCCACGUUGACUUUGAGUAGCUGACAUAUUGCUACGUCUAUGUGUGCCGGUAUCUCUUUUGAAACUUUGUCAAUUGCUGGGCCACAGAUCAGGUAAAGUGGGCGAUUGUAAUGUCCCUUUAUACUUCACUUGGUUUGCUCAGUGCUGGUGGGCAUGGGAAUGACUCGAUUAUGGAAAUGGCAGGGGCAUUGUGGUUCUUGCUGGGCUUUUGGCGCGGUUGAAUCUCUAUCCGACCGAUUCUGCAUCCACUUUGGUCAGGUAGCCCUAUCAACCUGCUGUGCUUCAUCUCAUGCCAGAUUAAGGAUCAUCUAAUCGUUUUUUUUCUUCCACUGCAGAACAUCUCACUAUCAGUUAAUGAUCUCCUGUCUUGCUGUGGUUUUUUGUGUGGCGAUGGCUGUGAUGGAGGAUAUCCCAUCUUGGCAUGGCAGUACCUUGUCCAGAAUGGUGUUGUGACAGAAGAGGUACAAGUCUGCUCUUUUUGACUGGUGACCCUCCUAUUUUGAGCCACUUACUCUAAGUUCUUCCACUGUGUCUCGAUUGCAAUGAGUGUAGAGUGGAACCCCCUUUGCUGGGUUUUUCAACUCGUCCUCCUCUUAGAUUGGAGGUAUCUGACACUUGAUCCACUCACCACGGAAUGGUCUCCGUUUUGGCAGUGCGACCCUUACUUUGACCAGAUCGGAUGUUCCCAUCCUGGUUGCGAACCGUCAUAUCCAACCCCGACGUGUGAAAAGAAAUGCAAGGCUGGGAACCAAGUCUGGCCGGAGUCCAAACAUUUCAGUGUCAAUGCAUACAGAGUGAGCUCCGAUCAACAUGAUAUCAUGGCUGAACUUUAUAAGAACGGUCCUGUGGAAGUCUCCUUCACUGUUUAUGAGGUAACCUGAAAAUGACUAGCUCCUUUUAAAAUUCUUUUUCCACAAAAAGGGCAUCACCCAUAUAUCCUCCUUAAUUUCAAAGUGGCAUAAGUUUAUUGUCCCUCAACUAUGUUUUUCUUACAGUCUCCAUUUGAAUGGAGUGCGUUUUCCAUUUGAAAAUGUUAGAUAAUCUACCUGCUUGACACAAGGUGGAUAUUUUGCAUGAUAAUCAGCACGCUAUCACCUUUCUUGCAGUGAAAAACUCAAUCGUAGCAAUGUUAUUCAUCCAAACGACUGAAAUUUUAAUCCACUCUUUUCGUGCAUUUGACGUGUUCCUGUUUGCCGUCCUCUGAGCACUUUUGAUUCAUUGAAGCGUUGGGUGUUAUUCCACUCAUGUAUGCUUUAAGGGGUCAAGAAAAGCCGUACACUGAGUAUGAGGAUUCAUGUGGCCUGUUAAAUGGAAAUGGGGUUCUCCAUUACUUUUUCUCUCGUAAAAAAGAAAGGAAAAAAUUACAGUCAAUGGCUCAGCUUUUGUUGUCUGCAGGGCUGUGGCGCUGAUGAACUCAUAAAAUUCACCUCAGAUUCAAAGAAAUUAACGAAUUUGUGUCAUUAUGUUUUGAAAAUUUGAAGUUAUUUUUCUCGAAAAGAAGGUGGGUUUGAUUCACAGCCUUUCCUUGAUUUAAAUGGGCUCUUUUUGCGCGAGUAUUGUUUUGUUAGUAUGACCUGAACGCGUCCUUUAGAAUUUCUUCUCUGCCAUGCUCAAGGAAACUUAUCGCCCAAUAUUUAUUAUUAUGCAUCCUCAUCCUUUUCUAAGUUUGAACUCUGAUCCACCGAACGUUUCUUUUCACGUACGAGUCCAGCUCAUUGUUCAUAAUUUUUCCCGUCAAUGUUAAGAUUCUCGUGCGUGACGCGACUAUGCCAGGUCUUGGGCAGCAUUCAUCUGGUUCGAGAAAUUUCAUUGCAUCGUUCCAAGCACAAUUAGCAGAUUCCCGAUGAGAUUUCUGUUGCUGAUGAUGUCUAACAAGCAUCAUUCACAAUCCCGUCUUGAGCUCUGUUCUUUCUUCUGUUCUCGGACAUGGACGAGAGAGACUCGGGGAUGAAAGAGCUAUCUCUGUCGCGCCACUAAUUUUUCUGCGCCAUCACAAAAAACAUACUUCUGCCCCCCGUUGCUCCUUAGCCAUUCGGCUGCCGGUCACUGAGGAUUUCCGCAACCUUGCUUUCCGCAGGAUUUCGCUCAUUAUAAGUCGGGGGUGUACAAGCACAUAACUGGUGUGUCCAUCGGCGGCCAUGCCGUGAAGCUCAUCGGAUGGGGUACGAGCGACAGAGGGGAGGACUACUGGGUUGGCCCCUUCACCCUUACCUGGCGCGGCUCUUUGUCCCUCCUCUCUGUAUCCCCGCAAUUUUAAUCCUUUCUUCUUCUACCCGCAGCUUCUCGCGAACCAGUGGAACCGAGGCUGGGGCGAUGUGAGUCUCCCCCCGCUAUGAUCCAUCCUCGCUUUCUUCUCGUUCUCGUCUGAUGCUCUUUAAUCUCUCUGUUGGGCCGGGGCUGUAUUUCUGCAGGAUGGCUACUUCAAGAUCGCAAGGGGGGGGAACGAGUGUGGAAUCGAAGAAGACGUCGUCGCCGGCUUGCCGUCCCCCAGGAACCUGGACCUCAUUAAGAGCGCCGCCAUCGCUGACCUGAACCCCAACCUCUAG